ACCAUGCCGCCAUCUUGUAGCCGGAACCUCUCACUACAACCUGGCCGCCAGUCAACUGGCACUCGACCGGACAGUUUAAGAGUGUAAAUGGCAUUAAAACGUCACUUAAGAACACACUACACGACCAUUGACAUUGAUACGUUUAAAGGGUGAGAAAACAAAAAGGAAAGCGACGGCGAACAUUGGCACGUUUAAAGGGGCAGAAAAAAAGAAAGACAAAAAAAACAGUCAACGAAUCCUACCAGCGAAAGUUGCCGCUUGCCGGGUGUCACCUGAGCCGUCGCCGUCACAAGUCGCGUGCUAGCGGGUAAUGGAUACCGAAUCCUCCCCGGGGUCGCUGUGUUCGUCCAACUGGACCGCACCACGUCGCCGCCUGCCUCGGGCUCGCUUCUUAAAUCUGCAAGUCGCCGAGCGACCAACUAAACCUUGUGAGACGACGACAUGCGCUCCCUCGCCGGGCUAGCGGCCACCUUGGCGGCGGCCAGCGUCUACCUCUACGUGCUCUCCACUCACCUGCGGCCGGCCUCGCCUGGGGACCCCGAGCCGGAGCCCCACUACUACAAGUUAAAGUUCCCGUCGGAUCUGGACGAACUGCGGGAGCUUGCCGAGAUGCUCAGGUUCUACAAGCAGGAACACCACGGCUACGUUCUGCUGCUCUUCUGCAGCGCAUACCUCUACAAGCAGUCCUUCGCCAUUCCCGGAUCCUCCUUCCUGAACAUGCUGGCGGGCGCCAUAUUCGGACCCUGGGAGGGCCUGGCGCUGGCGUCACUGCUCACCACCACGGGCUCCACGUUCUGCUACCUCCUGUCGUCCGCCUUCGGGAAGCAGCAUGUGGUUCGCAUCUUCCCGGACAAGGUGGCGUUGCUGCAGAGGAAGGUAGAGGAAAACCGUAGCAGCUUGUUCUUUUUCCUCCUCUUUCUGCGCUUCUUCCCCAUGACUCCUAACUGGUUCCUUAACAUCACCUGUCCGGUCCUCAACAUCCCCAUGUCCAUCUUCUUCUUCUCCGUCUUAAUCGGUUUGAUUCCCUACAACUUCAUCUGCGUGCGCACGGGCGCCAUCCUCUCCGAGGUCCACUCCCUGGACGACAUCUUCUCGUGGGCCACGCUGGCCCAGUUGCUGGCCAUCGCGCUGGUGGCGCUGGUGCCCGGCGCGCUCAUCAAACGCUAUGGCCAAGCUCAGCCUCAAGGUGGAGGGCAUGGACGGAACACGGCAGGACAAUCGGAAGAGGCGAUGACGGAGGUUGGACGAGGACUUUUCAUACCGGAAGUCUCCGCUGGUGGACCUUCCACCGCCAACCUUGACGUCACUGUGAUCAAUGCACAGUGGACUGCCACUAUUCGCUGUGGACAGGGGCCGGGAUCGAACGCGAAUAAUUGACGGCCAUAAGUGCAUUGGAAAAAGGCUUUUUUUUUUUUUUUUUUUUAAACCCCAAAAAUUAUUGAAUAAGCGGGGUUAUACCGCCGGUAAGUAUCCUCCACCAAAAAAAAAUAAGGGUGAUUCCUCUCCCAAAGGAAAAUGGAAAAAAAAAUCUGCAACUAGGUGAAUCCGCCAGUGCCAAACCUCGAAUAUGUUUGAUUUAUUUAUGGUUAUCGUGGGGUCGUGUUCCAUACCGAUCCGCAAUAGAUGGAAAAACUGUGAUAUCGAGAGAUCAAGUAAAACAUUUUUUUUUAAAUUGUCUUGCCUCCCCCAAAUGCGUUCAACAUAUUAAAACACACAUUUAAGGUACAGUGGUGCGUUGAGCUAUGAGUAUAAUUUGUUGCAUGACCACACAUAACUUAAAAUACGUAUCUCAAAUCAUCUUUCCCCAUUAAAAUGAACAGACGUGCUAUUAAUCUGUUCCCAACCGCCUGGCGGGGGACAGUAUAAUACAGUCACCACUAAUCUUAGUUACUCAGUAAGGUUUAUUUUUGUUUGCAGAGGAUAAAGAAUAAAUGCCUGUAAGCCCAUAUGCGUCGCUCCACCAUUGGUUAAAGUCAACUUUUUUUGUCCUUUAUUAAAAACACGUCAUUGUUUUGGGCGGCUUGAACGGAUUAAAAUCAAGGUACCAUUCUAUUAUGCAAGCUACAACCACAAUAAAAGGCAUAUUUUUUUUUCCGACAGAGCUCUUAUACACUAAGCUCAUUCAACUGCGAAGGUAUACCUAAUGAAAUUAUUUUUAGGAUUCAUCAUUUAUGUUGACAUCCAGCACUUGUUCUUAACUUUAUAAAGUUUCAAAUGGAAUGUCAGCUUCACGCAAAGAUGAUUUGAAACUACAGCUGUUUACAAGCAUUUAUCUUUUACGUUGUUUAUUUACAUUCUCUGUGAAGCACUUAGACGUCUUAAUACUUCAUUUAUUGAAAGUAACCGUGUGCAUGUGUGCUUCUGUGACACAAUCUGUGUGUUUGUGUCUCUGAGGAUGAGAGAUUGUCGUUCUCUUCUUCUUUGACCAAAUUUUGUAACCGUUUAAAAAAUGCUACUCUAGGUUUUACUCUGUUUAUUUUACUAUAUUUUUUUAAGUCCAUCUCAAGGGCAACGGACAA
Phycodurus eques (leafy seadragon) is the source of this 2519-nucleotide messenger RNA. RefSeq names its product transmembrane protein 41A-B-like. The transcript has 5 exons. The coding region runs from base 442 to 1377 and encodes 311 amino acids. Lineage: Eukaryota; Metazoa; Chordata; Actinopteri; Syngnathiformes; Syngnathidae. The record is from RefSeq and is a predicted model, not a curated record.